This is a messenger RNA of Dictyostelium discoideum AX4, 1629 nucleotides long. It is a transcript of the gene purH, whose product is annotated as AICAR transformylase / IMP cyclohydrolase. NCBI's taxonomy places the organism in Eukaryota, Evosea, Eumycetozoa, Dictyosteliales, Dictyosteliaceae. The transcript has a single exon. Gene Ontology annotation, biological process: purine nucleotide biosynthetic process; 'de novo' IMP biosynthetic process. The record is from RefSeq and is a predicted model, not a curated record. Gene Ontology annotation, cellular component: cytosol. Bases 1 to 1629 code for a protein of 542 amino acids. Gene Ontology annotation, molecular function: phosphoribosylaminoimidazolecarboxamide formyltransferase activity; IMP cyclohydrolase activity.
AUGCAAGCAUUAUUAAGUGUUUAUAAUAAAAGUGGUAUUGUUGAAUUUUCAAAGAUUCUUUCAAGUAAAGGAUUUAAUUUAAUUUCAACAGGUGGUACAGCAAAAUCAUUGGUUGAUAAUGGAUUAAAAGUUCAACAAGUUUCAGAUGUUACAGAGUAUCCAGAGAUGUUAGAUGGUAGAGUGAAAACUUUACAUCCAAAGAUUCAUGGUGGUUUAUUAGCACGUCCAGAGUUGGCACAUCAUCAAGCCGAUUUAAAUAAAUAUAACAUUAAACCAAUUUCAAUCGUAGUUGUAAAUUUAUAUCCAUUCGUAGAGACAGUAUCAAAAGAAUCAACAACAUUAGAGGAAGCAAUUGAAAAUAUUGAUAUUGGCGGACACACAUUAAUUAGAGCAUCAUCAAAGAAUUUUCAAAAUGUUUUAAUCAUUGUCGAUCCAUCAGAUUAUAAAUGGAUUGGUGAGCGUAUACAAUCAUCAACUGAUUCCACCAAUGUUUUAAGCUCAAUCACAUUGGAAGAGAGAAAGAAAUUGGCAUUAAAAGCAUUCCAACAUGGAUGUUCAUAUGAUGCAGCCGUUUCACAAUAUCUUUCAAAGGUUGAAUUAACAAAUGCAACUACCAUUCAAGGUGUUAAAGGCACAGAUUCAGCAUCUGUCAAUGUAGAAUUCCCACAAACAUUUUUACCAUUAUAUGAAAAGAAGAAUGAUUUACGUUAUGGUGAGAAUCCACAUCAAAAAGCAGCACUUUAUCAAUGUCCAGGUACAGGUGGUAUUGCAAAUGCACAAUUAUUACAUGGUCCAGCUUUAUCUUAUAAUAAUAUUUUAGAUGGUGAUGCUGCAUUGAAAGCAGUCAGAGAGUUUGAUAGAUGUGCAUGUGUUGUCAUUAAACAUACCAAUCCAUGCGGUCUUUCAGUGGGUGUUAAUGAUAGUGAACAAGCUGAGGUCUAUAAACGUGCCUUCAAUGGUGACCCAAAAUCUGCCUAUGGUGGUAUCUUGGGUUUCAAUAGAACUUUAACAUUAGAGACUGCAACUGCAUUGAAAAGUGUUUUCUAUGAAGUUAUCAUCGCACCAGAUUACACCGAAGAUGCAUUAGCAUUGUUAAGUAAAAAAGAGAAAUUACGUAUUCUUCGUAUACCAGAGGCCGCCAAUCAAAUUCAAUUCACUCAACCUGAUAUUCGUACCAUCACUGGUGGUGCUUUACUUCAAUCUCCAAAUCCAAUCAUCAGAGGUGACCUUGCUGAAGCUACAAAGAAUUGGAAGGUCGUCACUGAAAAUAAACCAACUGAACAACAAAUGAAAGAUCUCUUAUUCGCUUGGAGAGUUUCAAAACAUGUUAAAUCAAAUGCUAUCGUUUUAUCAAAGGAUGAAACUAUCGUUGCCAUUGGUGCUGGUCAACCAAAUCGUUCACAAUCUGUUGACAUUUGUAUGAAAGUUGGUGGUGAUAAAGUUAAAGGAAGUGUUUUGGCUUCUGAUGCUUUCUUCCCAUUCGCCGAUUCAAUCGAUUUAGCUCAUCAAGGUAAUAUCGCUUGUAUCGUUCAACCAGGUGGUAGUAUUCGUGAUCAAGAAGUAAUUGAUGCUGCAAAUAAAUAUGGUAUUCCAAUGGUUUUUACUGGCAAUAGAAAUUUCUUACACUAA